Molecule: messenger RNA, 456 nt
Organism: Diaporthe citri
Lineage: Eukaryota; Fungi; Ascomycota; Sordariomycetes; Diaporthales; Diaporthaceae
Exons: 2
Coding region: 1-456 (151 amino acids)
Source: RefSeq, a predicted model, not a curated record
AUGCCCGCACCAGCUGAGGUCCAGGCGGCAACGCUUGAUGAAUUCAUCAAGGGGUGGGAGGGAUGGACGCCUAGGGGUUUCCUGGAUACUUGGUCCAAUUCAUGUACGCAGAAGACGCUGCCCUUCAGCGCGAAUGUCCCGACCCGGACCAAAGACCACACGGAACAUCUCUUCCCCAUUCUCAUGUCACUUUUGACAGACUUCCAGCUUACAGUCCAUAAUGUCGUUCACGACGUGGCGAAUGGGAAAGCGGCCAUAUAUGCCUUUACUAAAGCAAACACCCCCGUUGGGCCCUACCAGAAUGAACAUGCCUUAUUCUUAUGGUUUAACGAAGACGGAAAGAAGGUGGAGAAGAUCGAAGAGAUGUUCGAUGGAGUUUUCAUGAAGGACUUCAUGCCGAAGCUAGAGAAACACAUAGCUGAACAUGAGGCCAAGGCACAAAGUCAAUUGGCGUGA